Molecule: messenger RNA, 2623 nt
Organism: Phoenix dactylifera (date palm)
Lineage: Eukaryota; Viridiplantae; Streptophyta; Magnoliopsida; Arecales; Arecaceae
Product: MATE efflux family protein
Biological process (GO): transmembrane transport
Cellular component (GO): membrane
Molecular function (GO): antiporter activity; xenobiotic transmembrane transporter activity
Source: RefSeq, a predicted model, not a curated record
ACUGUGUUUCAUGUGAAGCGUUUUUGCAAGGUGGCAACUACCCCCGCGCGCCUCCACAUUCCUCCCCCUCAGCUUUAGAGGACUUCACCUACAAACAAACAAAGUACCCUCUCUCUCUCUCUCUCUCUCUCAACAAACAAAGUACCCUCUCUCUCUCUCUCUCUCUCUCUCUCUCUCUCUCGGGGAGUGGAAGGUGGGAAUCUCGAGGAAAACGUACGCUUAUCUCGUGUCACAACAAGGACUGGAGAUCGAGCGCGCGCUGCUGAAAGUUUGUUGGGCUCUCUAGUAUUGUAAUUUAAGAGGAAUUUGAACUGCUAUCUACAAGUAUGAUGCUUUCUCCUGCAUGUCAAGAUUGAGCAAUUAGCUGUUCAUGGGGGGAGUUUAUUCCACUCGGAGUGAUCAUUUGUUAUUGAGACAUGGAUCCUUUGAAUGAUAGGCUGUUUGACUCCACCUUCUUGAUGUCUGAAGAGCGAGCAACAUCCCCUCUUCUUAUCUUCUUCAAAGACGCAAGGCAAGUCUUCAAAUUGGAUGAGCUAGGAUUAGAGAUUGCAUUGAUCGCUUUCCCUGCUGCAUUGGCUUUGACAGCCGAUCCUAUUGCCUCUCUAGUGGACACAGCAUUCAUCGGCCAGAUAGGUCCAGUCGAGCUUGCAGCUGUAGGUGUCUCCAUUGCAGUGUUUAAUCAGGUGUCAAGGAUUGCUAUAUUUCCUCUUGUUAGUGUAACUACAUCUUUUGUUGCUGAGGAGGAUGCUACCUGCAAAAUGGCCAAUGAAGAACUUGAAUGUGGAGAACAUGAAGGGCCACUUUCUGUAAAUAGUGAAAUGAAAGAAUUGAUUCCUCAAAAUGAUCCUGAAAGGACUGUGAGCAACUCAUCUUCCUGCUCUGAUAAAUCUACAUGUAUCAUACCUGGGCGUGAACGGAAACAUAUUCCACCAGCAUCUUCAGCAUUAGUCAUUGGUGGGAUUCUUGGCCUUCUCCAAGCUCUCAUUCUCAUUUCUGGAGCAAUACCUAUCUUGAAUUUUAUGGGUGUAAAACCUGAUUCCCCUAUGUUGACCCCAGCAUGUCAAUAUUUGACUUUGAGGUCUCUUGGUGCUCCUGCUGUUCUCUUGUCUUUGGCCAUGCAAGGGGUCUUUCGAGGAUUCAAGGAUACAAAAACUCCUUUAUAUGCAACAGUGGCUGGAGAUGCAACCAAUAUUAUCUUGGAUCCCAUAUUUAUGUUUGUUUUCCAUUUAGGUGUCAGUGGUGCGGCUAUUGCUCAUGUUAUUUCUCAAUACUUGAUUGCAUUAAUACUUUUGUGGAGACUGCUGAGAGAAGUUGACGUGUUACCUCCUAGUAUCAAAGAUCUGCAGUUUAGCCGCUUCCUGAAAAACGGUUUUCUAUUACUUGCAAGGGUAAUUGCUGUCACAUUCUGUGUGACGCUGGCAGCAUCAAUGGCUGCAAGACACGGAUCAAUUCCUAUGGCUGCAUUCCAGAUCUGCUUGCAGAUCUGGUUGGCGACGUCUCUUCUUGCUGAUGGAUUGGCUGUUGCUGGACAGGCAAUACUUGCAAGUGCAUUUGCUAGAAGAGAUCAUUCCAAAGCAACAGCUGCUGCAUCCCGUGUUUUGCAGUGGGGAGUGAUUCUAGGUCUGGUUCUCUGUGUCAUUCUUGGAAUUGGCUUGCAGUAUGCAUCAAGAUUAUUUACCAAGGAUGCCGAUGUUCUGCAACUUAUUCAUAUAGGAAUCCCGUUUGUGGCGCUUACUCAACCAAUUAAUGCCUUGGCCUUUGUUUUCGAUGGAAUCAAUUUUGGAGCAUCAGAUUUUGCAUAUUCUGCAUAUUCUAUGGCAAGUUGUGGUCCUUGUGGCCAUUGUCAGCAUCUUAUGCUUGGUUGUCCUCUCUUCUAGUCAUGGUUUUAUUGGAAUCUGGAUAGCUCUAACGAUCUACAUGAGUCUACGAAUGUUUGCUGGUUUUUGGAGGAUAGGGACAGCAAGAGGGCCAUGGACAUUUCUUCGGAGUGUUUAAAGUCUUACCUUUGGGAUUCCUUUCUGUCUUUCCAAAUGUUUAGAAUGUGAUCUCUGUUAACUCAGUUAUUAAAGGUUCUUAUUGGAAAGCUAGCCUUGACAUAAAACAAGAGCAUUACAUGUCCUCUGGUCAAGGGCACUAGCAGUUUGCGUGGCAGUAAUAAUCCUUCGUACAGGCUAUAGAAGGCAAGAACAUCUAGACAAUAUGAUGCCGUAUAUUUCAUUAAUCGAGCUGAUAUAUUGGCGCACAAAUUAAAGAUCAUAAUUGAUGUCUCAGAAAGUUUUGUUAUGCUGAGAAAUGGAUCAAUGUGCACAACAAAGUUAUGCAGGAUUCUUGUAAGACCAUCUGGACAAAAAUUUAGCCCAUUUUCUUCCCCCUUAAGUGUAAAAUCACUUGCUAUCUAUAUUUGUAAUUUUGAAAGUUAUUUCAGUGGUUAUGUGCUGUAAGAAACAAAGGGAAAGGUAUUAUGUUUAAAGAUUUCCGCAGUGGUUAAUAGUUGACAAAUGAUCAAAAACUUUUGUUCUGCAUGUUUAAAAAAGACAACCAUUGUACAUAUGGAAUCUUGUGUAUGUAACUAUAAUAUACUCAGUGUACAAGUUUAUAAUAUAACAGAUUUUUUUUCCCGAUA